Messenger RNA from Sinocyclocheilus rhinocerous, 1566 nucleotides. Its product is annotated as thymic stromal cotransporter homolog. The coding region runs from base 64 to 642 and encodes 192 amino acids. The record is from RefSeq and is a predicted model, not a curated record. Lineage: Eukaryota; Metazoa; Chordata; Actinopteri; Cypriniformes; Cyprinidae. Gene Ontology annotation, cellular component: membrane. Gene Ontology annotation, molecular function: transmembrane transporter activity. Gene Ontology annotation, biological process: transmembrane transport. The transcript has 4 exons.
GACUCGAGACGUUCCCUAUCCGAGAGUGAGCCAUUGCUGGCUGAAUCCGAAAAUGGGAAAACAAUGGAUCGAGUCUCUGUAGGCAUGCUGAUGUCAACCAUGGUGUUGUUCAUGCUAGGCAUGGUUGGGGCAGAAAAUGUGCUCCAGCUGUAUGUGCUGAAGCCCCCCCUGAGCUGGGACUCAAUUUGGGCCGGAUAUGGCAGAGCCGCCACCAGCACCAUGUACCUGAGUAGUUUCAUAGGGGUCCUGGGUCUAUUCAAAGUGUUGGGAGACACAGCCCUCACUCUACUGGGUAUUGUGUCCAACUGUACUGGGAUGGCAAUCAUGGCAUUCACUGUAGAAAGCUGGGUCUACUUCCUGGCUAGAGGGAUCAUGAUGUUUGCCUGCGUUCCCAUGCCAACACUGCGAGCCAUGCUGUCCAAGAAUCUGCAUCCUCAGCAAUAUGGGCGAGUCUUUGGGCUGCUCCAGCUGGUUCUAGCUGUGACUGAUCUCUUGUCCAAUGUCUUUUUCACCUCCAUUUACCCACUAACUCUCGGCUGGUUCAGUGGCUUCUGCUUCCUUCUCUCCUGUGCUAUUAGUUACAUCAGUGCUAUCCCGAUCAUUUAUCGAAGUGGCAGAGACUUGAGACUUGGAUCCAUUUGAGAUGUUGAACACUUACAUGAAAAUGUGUCUGUUCUUAUUUUGAUUCAGUACUACGAAGCCCCUAAUGUGAUGACAAAAAUAGGAUAAACAAUUAUAUUUCAACGCUUUUGUGUUUGCUUUGCUCGCAAAACUUUUGCAUUGCCUGAGAAUAUUUGCAUUUGCUCACAAAAUCUUUCAGUUCUCUCGCUAAAGUACCGCAUUCCCAGAGAAAUUCUGUGUUUGCGCACAAAACUUUUGCAUUCACUCAACAACGUUUUGCAUUACCCAAGAAACUUUGCAUUUGCUCACAAGACCUUUCCGUACUCUCACAAAAAUAUUGCAUGCUCACAGAAAAUUUCAAUGCUUUUGCAUUUGCUUGCAAAACUUUUUUUCUCCCACCUUAUGUUAUUUCCAUAACUAGUUUUGCAUUUGCGCACAAAAAUUUUGCAAGCGAAUAGAAAACUUUUGCAACUGAAUCAGGAACUUUAGCAAACGAACGCAAAGAUUUUGCAAGCAAAAGCAGUUUCUCAGGGUAAUGUAAAAGCAUGGACAUUUUUUUUUUCUCCCAUGACUAAUGUCCUUGUAAGGGCUCUGUACAUUUCUCUCAGAUAUAAUCACAUAACAUCAUAUCUAAUGUCUGAUUUCCACUAAUGUAUAAAAUAAAAUUUGAUUGCAAUAAGUGCAAUAUAUAAUAUAAUGUCAAAGAAUUGGAUAACUAAAAUAAGUAUGAUACAAAAGUCUGUCCAGCUUUCUUGCAGGACACAUAGUUUGGUAAGAUAAGUAUUGUUUAUGGUGAAAAUAGUUUUAGGUCUUACUAUGAAAUACUAUUAGGACUGACACAUGAAGUGUCUAUCAUGUAAACUGUUUUUUAUGUUGGAGAGCAGCAUUGCAUAUGGUUUUCUAUUGUUACAGUAAAUAUGUGUUCCUUUUAUGUGUUAUUCUCAA